GUCUUGGUCGUCAGAAACGCUCAGGGUUGCAGCAGAACAUCCCCCUUCGUCUUAUCCCCUUCAUCAUUUCUCUGUUUUUUAAGAAAAGCUCACGCAUCCUCCAUUUCACCCUCAUUCUCCCCCCUUUUCCGAACCGUGGUUGUUUUUUUGCGGCCAGUUGCAUGCAUUAUUCGUCUCCCAAAAUGGUUUGCGAGACUAAAAUUGUUGCGGACGAACACGAUGCUAUACCUGGGACCAAAAAAGAGUCGAUCAUGUGGAGCUCCCCUGCGUCCAGCGCGGCGUUGAACCCCGCAGACGCCAGGGAUGCGAGAAAGGAUGCGCUUUUUAUCCGCGAGUUCGAGCGCGGGGACGAAGAGGAGGUGCGCCGCAUCUUUAACGAGGGUAUAAUGGAGCGGAUACCCAACACGGCGUUCAGGGGGCUCGGGCAGCAGCCUAGGACCCAGUUUUUAUAUGCUCUUCUGACAGUAAUGUGCUUUUUCAUGACCAAAUCCGUCAUGCUGACCUGUUGUGCACCCCUCAUUCUCAUGGGUGCGCGCUACUACUACAGCAGGAAAGUUAUCCAGAAUUAUCUGGACUGUGCUCUGCACACGGACAUGGCUGACAUAGAGGCUUAUUACAUGAAACCCACAGGCUCUUGUUUCUGGGUGGCAGUACUCAACGGACGGGUGGUGGGCAUCGUGGCGGCACAGGGCCGUGAGGACGACAACACGGUAGAGCUUCGGCGCAUGUCUGUGGAUUCUCGCUACCGGGGCAAAGGCAUCGCCAAGGCGCUGGGCCGCCGUGUCCUGGAGUUCGCCGUGCGCAACAACUACGCCGCCGUGGUCCUGGGCACGACGGCCGUCAAGCUGGCCGCCCACAAGCUGUACGAAUCGCUGGGCUUCCGCCACACGGGCCAGAGCGAGGACUACAGGCUCCCCGGGAUGAGCCGCUCGCCGCUGGAGAGGCUUUUCUUCCAGAUCCGCUACAGCCGCUACCGCCUGCAGCUCCGCGAAGAGUGAGAGGUGACAGGGAGAGAGAUGGAGAGGGGGAGAUGGAGAAAGAGAGGGACAGAGAGAGAGAGAGAGAGCGACAACCCUCCUUCACCUCAGAGCCCCAACUGCAUCCUCUCCUCUGAAAGCUUCUAUUUAUUCUGUCAUUAGAGAUCACUUCAAGUACUGCUUGCAGUAACACUACUAUUUCAUCUUUACCGUCACUAACGUUUUUAUUACUAUUUUGCCUUUGUUGCUGUUUUUUAUUAUACUGUUACAUUUGAAAAGAGUUUGUUUCAUUUCUUCUAUUUUAUUAACCUACGUUUUGUAUCUUUGCCCCAAUAAUUGGCAUUCACAGAACCCCUCUAACCUACAUGCUAUGCACCCUCCCAGCCUUUAUUACUAGUUUACCUUCCCCCUAAUGUGCCCUUCUUCCCCACAGCAAACUUCAACAGACAAACAAACACAGGACAGACUAAUGAGACCAUUUAGUAUUUGGGGGCGAGUUUGGGAGGGGUAAUAUUGGUGAGGCCUUGACGUAUGCACCUAGACACGCUCUACAAAUGUUACAUUAUAUGUGAGCUUUGUAGCCUGAGUGUGGUCAGACCCUCCAGACACAUAUACACAAACACACACAAUCCUACUCGGUGGCUUAUGGCCAUUCUCUUAAGUCACCAUAUUGGAGCACAGCAUGCGAGUGUUACCGGCCCCCACAGUGAGAGAGAAGGUUGACAGGAUGGUUAGUGGAACAUGCAGUGUGUCCCGCGCCCUGAUCGGAGCUGUAUCAACACAGUGCAUCUUCCCUGUCCCCCCCUCAUCAUUCUUCUCUCUUUCUGAUGAACUCGCCUCUCCUUUCUUUAUUCACCGCCCAUUUAUGAUUCAUUACCAGCUCCUCUUGCCGGAGCUGUGGCGAGGGUGUCCGACCGGCUGAGGCGACAGGAGGGUGAAGCUUUCUUACUUUACAGUAUGUCACACUGACAGAGCCCAAGAUACAAUACAGCUGCAUGUCAGAGCCUGUGUGUGUGUGAGAUUGUUGAGAGUACGUGAUGUGUGUUUGGUGAUGCUGUUGUCAGGCAUUAGACCAUGCCUCAGCAGUGAAUUAUGUACAAUGAAUCCAUUUUCCUUUCGUUUAAACAGAUGUGCACCUUUCUUGUUACAAGUCAAGUAUUAUCUCACUAAACAUCACUAAUUUAUAUGCCUACUUAUAAAUUGUUUACAAGUGGAAUUAAGAAAAACCAACAUUUUGACAAAGCAUAGUAUCUGACUGAUAAAAUGAUAAUUUUAUAACUUUAAAACCACUGUGUAAUAUGCAAAUCUUACUGUCGAAACUACAACAACUACAGUGGCUGCAGUCUACACUCCACAAGGUUAAUCCAGGCUAUUGGGGGAACAACUGGAAAGACAUGACUACUAGCAAUACUUGCAGACCUACAGUACAUGAGCAACUGAGCACAAACAGCAGAUAAUUAUGAUUAUUAAAUUGACAUUAAUAUUUCCCCUCGCCAUGUAUUUAUAUUGUGUAUACAGUUGACAACUUGUGUAGCAAACAGAAUCUCUCUCAUAACAUCUUUCUCCAUCUCCAUCCUCUGGCCACACAACCAGCAGAAGAUUCAACCAUCCAAUACUCUGAGCCCUGGUUCUAUCAUCAAACCAUUUGUAAAAAGAAAACGAUGCAAAAUACAACAAAAAAAAAAAUCACAUACAAAGAAAAAAAAGUGAAAAAAAACUGCAAACGUAAUUGUCCUGAAGUCAGCACUGACUCUCUUUGCCUUGCCAACCUUUCCCCCCAAACUCCCCCUUCUCCUCAUUCAUGAAUCUGUCUGCAACCCUGGGCUAGACCCCACAACUUCCAUGAACCCUGCAUACCUUCCACUGACUUUUGACCUUCUCUGUUCCGGUCCCGACCCAUUCCCUGCCCAUAUCUGCAUGCAUGCCAGAGCCUUGCUGCAAUGCUUUUAUUAUUCCACCGAAAGCUUGUUGGACCAACCUUAGAGCCCCCUGCCCUACCCUGAUGUCAUCUAGGCAGGAUGUAUGUCGGAUGUACAGUGUGGUUGUGUGAGUAUGGAUGUGAUGCAACAAACCCAAAGUGAGAGAGAGAAAUGUGUUGGACACAGAAUAGACUUACCAACUGCAGCGCUGCCUGGAUGAUAUCGUGCCUGCCAGCCAACCAACUGUAGAAUGCAAAAAGCAAUGCAAGUGUGGCAUGCCUCUGUACCAAGUGUGUGUACGGUGCCUGCCCUGGAAAAGUGUAGAAAAAAGAACCAAUUAUCUAAACUAUAUAUAUCAAUACAUAGAAAAGGAAAAAAUGAUUCUUUUUUUUGAUGAACAUAUAAAAGAAAUGUGUGUUUCUUUUUGGAAAAAAGAAAACUGUAACAUUUGCAUGAAAUGUCUUGCAAAUAUAACUUUUAGCACUUGGCAAACAUGGAACCAUAGGCCUGUAAUGGGUUAGAUUACCUUCAAUGAUUUCAGCUCUCUGUAAUCAAAACAGGGGUGUGAAAUCAAUAUUUGCCUCUAGCCAGUGAUGAUAAAUCUAAUGGUAGCAGGGAACCAUUGUGUAGACGUUGCUCCCAAUCAGUCCAAUGUGCUUUUAUUUGUGCUGUGGUUUACUGGUCACGGGCUGAAGGUUUCCAUCCUUGAUCAAAGUGGGAGUGAGAGCAUGUAACUCAACGUAUCAUAGCUCUUUUUCCAAUAAAUCAGUUUGUAGUUAAGCCAAACUUUGAUUUAAAAUGGGCUUGUAAAGCAUAAUGCAAAAGAAAACAUGCAUUUUGUGCAUAGUGUUGUAUUUCAUUGUGAGCAUAUACAGUAUCAUGCACAGAAAUCAGAGGUCAAAUGUUCAGACACAGGUUAUUCCUGCUUUCUAGACAAAUCUUUACAGCAGACACAGAACCUCCACCUGUGCUUCUGAAAGCUCGGUGCUUGUUUUCUUUUGCAUUUAAAUUUGGGGGGUCCCCAGAACGGACAGAAGGGUCUUUGUGUGUGAAGUUCAUAGUUACUAACGGUUCUUUCUCCUCUCUUACUUUGUUCAAGCCAUGUGAAAUGAGCUUUGCUUCAGCAAAGUUUGUAUUUUAAUUUGAGUCAAUCUAAACGUACCCUACCAUGUACAGUACAAUUAAGGCACAAAUGCACUAAAAUCAUGAAACAGUAGUAUUUUCAAAAUGGCAUCAGCUGUUUCUAUCAGACCAACAUGUGGAGGAUGCCUCACAUCAAGCACCUGCUUGAACUUGGUUGCUGCUGGAGAGAAAAAAAAGGACCAGACCAUGACUUAUGAAAAAUGUCAGCUACCACUGUCGCUGCCAAACUACACUGGGCACCAACCUGUUGUUGAUUUGGCUGCGAAUACAAGAAUCUUAACUAUCUGUUUCCUAAUGAAUUAAAAUUAGAUGGCACAGCUGUAAAAGCCAGGUGUCAGUGGGGCUCAAACACCUGAUUGUCUCACAGCGGCAGAUAAUACAUUUGUGUCACCUACGGCAGCCAGUGUGUUUGGUUCCAGACAGGAAGCUGUGGUCUGGAGGUCCGUCAGUUCUGAGCCAUUCUGCUGCUGCCAAUUUCAGUUUUUGCCUGAUGAAAUUUAACAUACCCCAAAUGUAUUUUGGGAAAAAAAAGAUUAUAGUGGUACAUAUUCUGAGCAAAGGCAAUGUCAUUCAGAACGUCUUUGCCAAGGCCUUAUGCACUGGAAUGAAACGCUGGAGUUGCGAUAUCUUGUGAACUGCAUGGUUUAAAGCUAGUUAGAGGGUGAUUUUGACUUUUUAAGAUAAAAUGCACUGAAUUAAAUGCAUUUAUGUAUGUUUUCUACUUCAAGUGAAUGCGCUGUGUAGUCCCACCCUUAUUUAUAACUGGUACUGCAUACUUAAUGUUAGAAUGUAGUAAUUACUGUGUAUGCAACUCCCAGAGUGUAAUUUUAGUUGAAAAAAGUUCCUCUGAAACGUUCUGCUGAUGUACAAUCCAAAACAGUGUGUCAUCUUUCCUAUUGGGUUUUCAGUUAUUUGUUUAAGUGCGAGUGCGCUUUACUGGUGGUUGAAGUUUAAAAAGCUAUGCUGCAUUUAGGUCUCUCCCACUGGAGAAGCCUCUUUUAGUUUAGAGUGCUUGAAAGAACCCAGAAAUGUCCGUCUGAUGCUCUCACUGAUGGCAGGCACAGGUUUCAAUAUGCCAAAGCUUCAUCUUUGGCAGCUUUUAAUAUCCUAAAUGGCCACAAUUAUUCAGAGCUGUUUAAAUACCCAAUCAAUAAAUAUAUCAAUAUUUGUUCUUAUUAACAUUUGAUUCUGUUUUGCUACUGUGUGACAAGCACAGAAUCCCAAACUGGAGAGAUGUACAGAUGUGUGGGUGUGUUGUAUUACUCUGAUGGCAUGUGCUCAUGCCCAGGAGCCUUGAGAAUGAACACCUACAGGCAUGAAUGUAAGCUGCCUAAAUAUGGUUUCACAUUUUUAUGUUCAGACUUUUUCAUGUUUUGCUUUUUGGAAUGAGAAGAGCUGUGGAAACAGGUGAAAGCAGUUAUUGUUUCUUUCAUUAGGUGACUAAACCACUGCGUUAGACGUUAGACAUUUUAUGUGAAUGUAAAUAGCCAUAAUGCUACCAGUUACUAAUGUAUUAUUUACUGCAACCUGUCAUCUUUGCUGGUUUUGAUCAUUUUCGUCUCAGAACAUGGCUGUUGCCUAGAAUGUUCCACCUUACGAGGAGGACAGGGGGCGAGGGAGGAAUAUGCCACAUUGGCAGUUAAAAGAGGGGUGUGGUGCAGGAGUUCUGCAGCAACAGAGCUCCGUAGCGUGGACUCCCUCUCUCUCUCUCUCCCUCUGGUGAGGAUUUUGUUCCACUGUGGCAAACAUGGAAGGACUUACUCUGGACUGAGGCCACAGGUGCCAAGAACACGUAAGCACUUGUAGCACAACUGUGUCUUGUUUUGCUAUUGCAGUACAGGCAGUUCUGAUUUUUUACAUUUGCUAUGAAGAAUAUGGAAAAAUGUUUCUCCUGUAUUAUGACUAUGUAUCAUAAGCAUAUACGCAAAGCAUAAUGUAUAAUUAACACCACAACCGACAGCUAUUUCUGGAGUUUUGGAGAAAUUUGCCAAAGGUGACAGUAACUGCUGCAGUUUAAGCCCUUAAAAAAUCCAACCCACGUGCCAUCUAAUCAAGCAAUAAAUAUAAACCGACAAAACCAUGAAUAAAAACCUACUAUCUAAGGACGCUAUUAAAAUAUGAAAUGCUGCAUUGAUAUCAAGGCCCUUAUAAUUUAGAAAUUAGUGGCAGUGGUGCCAUCAUUGCAUUGCAACAUCACUAUUCAUACAACCGAAAGCUGAAGGGGUGUUUGAUUGUAAAAUGUUUUAGUUUUAUUUUGGCAAAGAUGUUUUUUAACUCUGACAUUGAAGUACACAGGCGUACCUCUACAUAUUUGUACAGACAGUGGUACUGUAGGAAAUUGGGGUAAUGAUAAGAGGAUGUUGAAUGAUAAAGCUGAACUGAGCAGUUCAAGCAGACAGGAGAAAAGGGUGCAGCCUCACUUACAAAGUGCUAUGUACUUUAACUUAAUUGAUCUUAAUUUCUGAUUUCACCACAAAGGCUUCUGAUUCAGUGAAACCACUAGACAUGAUCUGCAAUGAGAUGGAAACACAGUUUAUAACUCUCUUACAAAUUCACUUGCUUACUUUAUUUGAAGCCUAUUAGUAACUGCAAAGCUGUAAAGUAUGUUUUACUGUACAUGUAAAUAGCGCCUUGGGGUUAUUUUUAUGCCUUUUGUAACAAAAACUGUGGAUUUAAAAGUUUAUUUGAAAGAUACUUUCAGCACCAUUAAAGAUGAAUGCAGGUGUUUUCAUCUGUAGCACCACACAACAAUCACAUAUUAACUAAUUGCAGCCACUUUCAGAGGCUACAGUGCAUGCUGACUGAUCCCUGGUGUCUCGGGUUCAGGCACAUCCUUCCUUGCCUUGUCUGUCUGUUUGAACUCUCAAGUCAUCAGAGAGAGCCUACAGCACUGCAACAGCAGCAGCUCUGUCAGCUUGUGGCACGUCCCAGCUAUGGCCAUGAAUAUCAGUGACUCUGGACUGAGCUAUAGCAGUCUUCUGCAAUGCUAGGGGCUCUCUCUGUCCUGGAGCCCUGUCAUGUCUGUUGCCUGUUGCCAGGAAACCAACCAGCACAAAGCACAGCAGGGGAUUGCUAUGCAGCCACACUGUGGGGAGGCAGGCAGGUCAACCAGCUGGCGAUGAUAGACGAAUGAAAGAAUUGUGGACAGAUAGAUGGACUUGGUGGUGGGGGGUUAAACUGCUACUGAGAGGACUUUGUAACCAAGGGUUAAAUUACCCAUAGGAGAAGGAAAGUAUCCUGGUUAAAAUACAGAAUUUCAGCCCAGUGGGUUAAGAAGGUCAGAUAAAGGGAUGUGAGUCAAAUGACACAAAGCACAGAUAUACAAAGACCUAACAUGGUUGUAGUGAUCUGAAUCAGUGUGGCAAUACAGCAGAUUUAGUGAACCCAGGAAAACGUGUCUUGAGAUGAAGAAACCAGACAAGCACUGUAAGAUACUAUAGGUUUUGUUGACUCAACCAGCCUGCCUCAACCUCUGUGACACUGCAGUGACAAUCUGGUUUUUAUUGGGGUCUAUUAGCUUCAGUUUCCCCUUGCCAUUCUUUGGAAGAAUACACUGGGAUUGCUAUUAUCAUUGUGGUUAUCAACACUUUCUUUUAUACUGAUGACAACUGGAACCCUGUAUAGAUGUAAAGAUGGGAUUUCUUGCAUUAUGAUGAUGACUGAAACAUGGAUGUAUAUAUAUAUAUAUUGUGUAAAUUAAAAUGCAUUGCAUUAAGCUUUUA
Messenger RNA from Betta splendens (Siamese fighting fish), 7761 nucleotides. It is a transcript of the gene aspnat, whose product is annotated as N-acetyltransferase 8-like. Gene Ontology annotation, cellular component: mitochondrial membrane. Bases 162 to 998 code for a protein of 278 amino acids. Lineage: Eukaryota; Metazoa; Chordata; Actinopteri; Anabantiformes; Osphronemidae. The transcript has 3 exons. The record is from RefSeq and is a predicted model, not a curated record. Gene Ontology annotation, molecular function: L-aspartate N-acetyltransferase activity.